Molecule: messenger RNA, 865 nt
Organism: Camellia sinensis
Lineage: Eukaryota; Viridiplantae; Streptophyta; Magnoliopsida; Ericales; Theaceae
Source: RefSeq, a predicted model, not a curated record
GAGAAGUGAGUAGUUUUGUGAGAGAUCAACACCAGACAACUGACUUUCAAAGAAGUUUAACUUUCAUGUUUGUAUAUAAUAAAGAUUUCAAAAGGAGAGUCAAGUGCUCAUGGAUGCUUCUUUCAGUAGGCGGGGAGCAACGGAUGCAUGGAUGGAUGCAGAGAACGAGGUUGAGGACUACCGGAGAUACAUACCACUCCUUAAUGCUGCACUCAGGGGAGACUGGGAUUCCGCCGAAAGAUUCUUCGACCAAGACCCACGUGCACUCACUGCCCAUAUCACUGAUGGAAAGGACACGGCACUCCACGUAGCAAUUAGGAGUGGAAGGUCAAUCGAAUUUGUGAAGAAAUUGGUGGAUUUGAUGCCGCCAGAGGCGCUGGCACUGCGUAACUCUUCCGGUUGCACUGCCCUUAUCAGUGCUGCACUGUAUGGAAACACCAAGGCUGCGGUUAUCGUGGUGGAGAAACACGAUACCUCCUUAUAUAUUCGCAAAGAUCAGAAUUCGUUACCGCUCCACUGUGCAGCUAAUAAUGGACAUAAGGACACCCUAUUGUAUUUGUUGAGUGUCACAAAGGAGGAUGAUCCAGUGUCCAAGCCAUUCGCAUACCCUUCUGGUGCUCUGCUUCUCUUACAAGUAAUAGAUUCCGAAUUUUAUGAUAUAGCCUUGCAUUUGGUUGGUCGUUAUCCCGAAUUAGCUACGCCAAUGGUACACGACGGUAGACACGCCCUGAAAACUAUGGCAUCAAUGGCAUCAGCAUUCCCAAGUGGUAUUCGCCUGAAUCGUUGGCAACAAUUAAUCUAUUCUUGUUCAGGUGAUAAGCUACCUCCAAGGACUUAGCUUGGAAGGACUUGGAUUUUGAAGACU